Molecule: messenger RNA, 2861 nt
Organism: Leptomonas pyrrhocoris
Lineage: Eukaryota; Euglenozoa; Kinetoplastea; Trypanosomatida; Trypanosomatidae
Product: putative mitochondrial long chain fatty Acyl CoA synthetase
Exons: 1
Coding region: 753-2861 (702 amino acids)
Cellular component (GO): endoplasmic reticulum; membrane
Molecular function (GO): long-chain fatty acid-CoA ligase activity
Source: RefSeq, a predicted model, not a curated record
AGAAUUUAACAAUAACCUGCGUUUUCGCACGUCCACGUAGCCAAGAAAUCUAACACAGUUCCUAAAGCGCGCACUCCCACACCGCGAAGAUACUCACCCUCGACAUCUCCAAAGAGAUUUGUUUUUCUUAAAGAAUCAACAGCAUUAAAAGGAAGAAGGAGUUCAGCUCAGUUACCUCCUUGUGCUCUACCUCUGAGCCGCACUCCACCUUCCCCUUCAUCUCUGUCUUGCCAGCGUCUUUUUCUUUAUCUAGUUGUACCCGUUGUUGGUCUUUCUUUUCUCUUUUCCCCUCUCAUUAUUGCAAGCGUAUUUUCACUCAUUUUACUCUCUGCGUCAGCGAAAACCCUCUCUGUGAGGCUUGUACCAACCAACACGAGUCGUCGACACCUCUCUCUCGCCCCUUCACACGCUCUCGCCAGUUAUAAUACGCCGGUGCACGGAGGAGUUACACACGUCGUGCCGACCACACACGCACACACACACACCGUCUCGCUUGAUCUUUUGAUUGCUUUGCUUUGCUCUACUUUUUCUAUUUGUGCGUUUCCCUUUCGCGGCUUCGCAUCACCAUUAUACCUCUCUGGUUGCUGCCCCGUUUCGCGUGGUUCCUCUGUACCGUGUUUCACCCUUCAUUUUGAUUUGCGCCUCCAGCUCACGGUGCGUUCUCUCGCCUAUCUAUAAGCGUGUUUUAAUAUAUAUACACACACACAUACACACAGAGAGAGAGAAGAUAAAGAAUUGAUUGCAUCAAAGCAAUGGGACAAGCAGUUUCGUGGUACUUUGAGCGGCAGAACGGCCGCAAUGAGGUCGACUUCCCGGCCUACCUCGAUUACAUGUCCUACGGACGCCAGGGCAUCCCCGUGAAGGGAACAGAGAAGGCGGACCGCUCGCCCAUUUAUCGCAUGUCUAAGACAAGUGAUGAGGAAUUCAAGCGCCUGCGCACGGCCUGGUACGAGGACGGCUCCUGUCUGUCCACCGUCGAGGAUAUAUGUCGCGAGCGUGGCAAGAAGACGGCGCUGGCCUAUCGCACGCUGUCGCACAUCGAGAAGCACGAGGAGGUGGCCGAGGAUGGCCGGAAGAAGAUGUUCGAGACGUACGUCUUCCAAACAAAGCACCAGACGAUGAGCUACGAGCUUCUCUGGCAGAACAUCGUGAACUUCGGCAAAGGACUGCGCGAGAUUGGCGUGCAGAAGGGCAACAUCCUAUCCAUCUACGAGGAAACCCGCUGGCAGUGGUUGAACUCGCUGUACAGCUGCUGGUCGCAGGGCAUCGUCGUCUCGACCGUCUACGCCAACUUGGGUGAGGAGGCGCUGCAGUACGCGCUGAACGAGACGCAGUGCCACGCGAUUAUCUGCCGAGGGUCCAAGGUGAAGAGCGUGCAGGCGAUGCUCAAGACGAUCGGCGCGGAGCCGCACACGAAGAUCAUCUACCUGGACGAGCUGCCCGGGGACGUGGACCCCGGUGACUUCGAGUUUUACGCGUGGGGCGAUGUGAUGUUGAAGGGGCAGAGUAGCACGGCCAGCUACCACAUUCCCCGCGGAGAGGACCGCGAUGAGCUGGCGCUGAUCAUGUACACCUCCGGUACGACCGGCAACCCAAAGGGCGUCAUGCACACCCACGGCAGCCUCUACUGCGGUGUGAUGACCAUCGCGGAGCGCAUUCAGGAUAUCAUCGGCGAAAUGAAAGAACAGGAGUGGUACUGCUCCUACCUACCGCUGGCGCACAUCAUGGAGUUCGUGGUGACGUCGGUGUUGAUGAGGCGGGGUGUUAUCAUCGGCUACGGCAGCCCGCGGACCCUGAUGGACACGCACGCGAAGCCGCACGGCGAUCUGUCCGAGUACAAGCCCCUCGUCUUUGCCGCCGUGCCGCGCGUGUUCGACAACAUGAAGAAGGCGGUGGAGGAGAAGCUGCCGAAGCCCGGUACGCUGAAGCGUAAGCUCUUCGAUCAAGCCUACGCGGCUCGCCUCAAGGCUCUCAAAGAGGGCCGCGACACGCCCUUCUACAACGACAAGGUGUUUGCGAUGGCGCGCAGCGUGAUGGGCGGUCACGUGUACGUGAUGAUGAGCGGCGGUGGUCCGCUCUCCGCCGCCACCCAGGAGUUCAUCAAUGUGGUGUUCGGCAUGGUGGUCCAAGGCUGGGGCAUGACGGAGACGGUGUGCGUGGCCGGCAUCCAGCGCACAGGAAACCUCGACUACGACUCGGCCGGUCAGAUUCUCAAGACCGAGGAGAUCCAGCUGCUGGACACGGACGUCUACAAGCACACCGACAAGCCCGAGCCGCGCGGCGAGGUGCUCAUCCGAGGCCCGUUUGUCUUCAAGGGUUACUACAAGCAGCCGGAGCUCACGAAGGAGGCGCUGGACGACGAGGGUUGGUUCCACACGGGCGACGUCGUGGCCGUCGAGGCCUGCGGUGCCGUGCGCGUUGUUGGUCGCGUGAAGGCGCUGGCGAAGAACGCGGUGGGGGAAUACAUCGCCCUCGAAACGCUGGAAUCCAUCUACGGCACCAACGAACUCGCCAUGCUGAACUGCGUCUGUGUGCUCGUGCACCCCCACCGCAGCUACAUCGCGAUGCUCGCCGUGACAAGCGAGAAGCACGUCAAGGCCUUCGUGGAGAAGAACAAGCUGUCCGGCUCGUUCCCGGAGGUGCUGAAGGACAAAGCAUUCCAGAAGGCGGUGCUGCAGAGCUUCCAGAAGACGGGCCGCGAUGCGCACCGCAGCUCGUUUGAGAUUGUGCAGAACCUGAAGCUGGUGACGGACGAGUGGACGCCGGAGAACGGCGCGUUGACGGCCGCCAUGAAGCUGAAGCGCAGCGUCAUCGACGAGAGGUACAAGAAGGAGAUUGCGGAGCUCUUUGCGAAGGAGUAG